Molecule: messenger RNA, 2211 nt
Organism: Ramularia collo-cygni
Lineage: Eukaryota; Fungi; Ascomycota; Dothideomycetes; Mycosphaerellales; Mycosphaerellaceae
Exons: 4
Coding region: 1-2211 (736 amino acids)
Biological process (GO): DNA-templated transcription; regulation of DNA-templated transcription
Molecular function (GO): DNA-binding transcription factor activity, RNA polymerase II-specific; DNA binding; zinc ion binding
Source: RefSeq, a predicted model, not a curated record
AUGUCCGAUCAGAUCCUCUUGGGAGAGUUCAUCCACAGACAGAACUCCAUAAACAAGCCAGCUGCCUGUAUAGCAUGUAAGCGAAAAAAAAUCCGGUGCAACAAAUCGAAUGAAGGGUGUGACAACUGCAGCAAGUCAAGUCUGCAAUGCGUAUAUCCUGCCCCCGAGGUUGGCGCCAAACGAAAACGAGGUCCCUACAAGAAGGACAAGACGCCACGCGAACGCCACUUGGAAGACCUCGUUAAGUAUCUAAAGCCUGAAAAGUCGGAGAACGAUACUGGAAGCUCGGAUCAAGGCUCUCCUCAGAACGAAUUGACGCCUGGUUUGAGCAGCCUGAGUCGAUCAACAUCUGCGCCUUCAGCUGCACAGGCCUCUAACUCUGAAUCUCUGGUCACGGACGCUUUGAUAGCAUUGACACGUUCGUCGGUCGCGGAUCAGUGUGCCCAAGAUGACUCUGGGCAGUCUCUCUUACACAAAUACGUGUCAUCUGGUGUACAUGGCGCCGCAGCGUCUCAGCAUCCUCCUGUCCGACGCAUCUUCGAGUACUGGCAUCUUUUCGUUGCUAGGGUUGAUCCAAUGGUCAAGGUGAUCCACUGCCCUACCUUUGCAAAGAAGCUGUUUGGCGUAAUUGACAACAUCGGCAAUGUGUCACCAUCGACCAACGCACUUUUGUUCAGCAUUUAUUACACAGCACUGGGCUCAUGUACAGCCCGUGAGGCUCGGCAGAGGUUUGGGGAGAGCCGGGAGGAGCUGAUGCAGCGUUUUGGCCGGCAUUUUGAGUCUGCUGUAGGUCAUAGUUUCGACGUACCUUCGUUGGAAUCGCUACAGUCGCUCAUACUGUACAUGAUCGCUCUUCCGCAGAUUCCCAAUCACAGACAUGGAGGAGGAAGCAUCAAGCAUAUGUUCACUUUGGCAAUACGAUCAGCACAAAUGAUGCGGCUACAUGAGGAUCCAGGGUUAUCCUUCUCGCCGUUCGAAGCCGAAUUGCGGCGUCGUCUCUGGUAUCAUCUGUGUGGUCUAGAGUCGCGAUCGGCUGAGGAGAGCAGCUCCAGGCAACCGAGUUUCUUGCACAACCAUGCUGUUCGAAUGCCUUCGAAUCUCAACGACUGGGAUAUUGCCCCUGGGAUGUCCCAGGCGCCGCACGCACGGAAUGGGAUCACGGAAACGACUUUUCCGAUACUGAGAUUUGAGAUACACAGCCUGAUAUUUGGAUUACUUGAAAUCAAGAAGAAAUGGGCGACGUUUGAGCCUUCCGAGACAACGAACCGCAUGCGAGAGGAACAAAUUGAAUGGCUCGAACGGACACAAAGGAGGCUGGAAAAUGAAUACAUGGAGCAUCUUGAUAUCUCGCGGCCGCACGACUGGAUGUGCAAUCAGUUCGUGGGAUGCAUGCUGAUCAAGGCUCGGCUGAUGGUCGAUUUCCCUUCUGGGACCGUUCCUUCAAAGACGAUGUCGCUACGAGAGCGCAUGCACCUCCUCCAGGCUUCCGUAGAAAUCAUUCAGCUCUCGCACUUACUUGCUACCGACGACCGGAUAAGCGAUUGCCUAUGGUAUUUCCGCGGCUACAUCCAGUGGCAUUGCAUAGCGGUCGUAGUUGCGGAAUUAGGCUGGAAUGCGAAUCAGAGCUUCUCAAACAGUGCCUGGGCUGUCCUCGACCCAAUACUCGGCGAUUGGGACAUUGUGUACAAGUCCAAACGAGACGAUCCAGCGUGGCAUCAUGUCAACACCAUCAUUGAGCGCGCAAGAUCGUUGAGACUACAAAACAGAGCUCAUACUGCUAGGAGAAUCCCUGCAGAGAAGGCUAGAUCUAGCGUGGAUGUGCUUUUGGGCAGAGCUACCUCGACUGGCACGUCGACCAUGUCUCCUUAUCAAAAUCGUAGCACUGUCACGGAUACUCCAGGCGGCCAAAAUCAAAUGACCCCAACGAUCGAAUGUCAUGACCUUCCGCGAGAGACAUGGAGCUUACAGCAGCCGGAGCCUUUGCAGUUUGAACAAACCCCUGUAUCGCAAUAUCAGACAGUUGGGUACCAAGGCGCUGAUACGUAUGCCCCUGUGGGGGCGAUGGGGAGUUUUGGCAUCGACUCGAGUGGAUUCGAUGAGAUUGACUUUGCUGCUUUCAACGAGGUGUUUAACAGUCAGAGCUGGAAUCAUUUCGAUCCGAUGGAAAUCAGCAAGUCGCAGCGGUACGAGCCCGCGCCCUAUACGGCAUGA